This is a messenger RNA of Daldinia caldariorum, 1212 nucleotides long. RefSeq names its product Fes1-domain-containing protein. The transcript has a single exon. The record is from RefSeq and is a predicted model, not a curated record. Gene Ontology annotation, molecular function: protein binding. Bases 326 to 1057 code for a protein of 243 amino acids. Lineage: Eukaryota; Fungi; Ascomycota; Sordariomycetes; Xylariales; Hypoxylaceae.
ACCUAGGUACCUAGGUAGAUACUCAGAACCUUGUCCUUGACUUCCUAGGUACGUAAAAAACGACGUAAAACGACGUAAUCAACCAAGCUUCAGCAAAUCUUACCCUAUAACCCUACCUAGAGACCUCAGAUUUUCAACUCCCUUACAUCAGGUGCAGUAUAUUUUUCAACCUUUCCGUUGAACGACAAGAAGAAAAAAAAGAUUAGACAUAAUAAGAAUUUAAAAUUUUUGUCUAAUCAAAUCAACUUUAGAAAGAUAUAAAUACCUUACCUACCUAUAUAAACCCGAUCAAAGGUAAAGAAGAGAGCAAGACACAUCAUAAAAAAUGGCCGGAGAAAAAAGCCUAAACGAGCUGUUAAAAUGGAGCAUCGAGAACUCCACCGAAGCCGACCCCUCGGCGGCGGCGGCGGCGCCCGUCGUCCCCAACGCGCCGCGCACAGCCCUGAACGCCGAGGCCCUCGCGGCGCUCAUGGGCGCGCCGUCCGACGCGGAGCUCAUGCAGGCCGCCGUCGAGCACAUCACGUCGAGCGACCCGGAGAUCACGCUCGAGUCCAAGCUGACGGCCUUCGACAACCUCGAGCAGCUGGUCGAGUCGCUCGACAACGCGAACCUCCUGGCCAAGCUGGGCCUGUGGACCCCGCUGCUCGAGCUGCUCGGCCACGACGACGACCAGAUCCGCCGCAUGGCCGCCUGGUGCGUCGGCACCGCCGUCCAGAAUAACGAGCCCAGCCAGGAGCGCCUCGUCGCGCUCGGCGGCGUCGAGAAGCUCGUCAGGAUGGCGCUUGGCGACCGGUUGCCCAUGGAGAAGCGCGCCGGUGCCGGCGAGGAGACGACGGAAGAGAGCGCUGCUGCCGAUCGGGAAGAGACGAAGGACGUGCGCCGCAAAGCGAUUUAUGCGCUUAGUUCCGCCGUGAGGAAUUACCAGCCCGCGUUAGAUGUUGCCGCCAAGGAGCUGCGGAAGAGGGGUGAACAAGUCCCAGAGGGUAUCGAUGCAACGGACAUGGAUGCCGUGGACGGAAUCAUCAAUGGAUUGAAGCAGAAAGCUUUGAAUGCAUAAAUACCGGUGGUUACGGGCGGCGUGGGAAAAGUAACAUCGUGGCAUCAUCGGCGUUGGCGGGCACAUCUAGGUCAAUCAAAAAAAAAAGGGGGGAAGGGAUCUACGUGGUCAUGACACAUCACUUGAGAGAGAUGGUUACGGAUUUUAACAAUCGU